AUUAAAAUAAUGAAAAUUAAUUUGCAAAUUGUAUGCAUUCAGGGCCUCAUCAAUACUGUGCCGAAUCCUUCCGAUGGGUCUUCGAUACGAUGUCUCGCCGUUUGACAAAAACGACGGCAAAACAGUUGAAGUGGUCUUCUCUUCGCAGUCGACCGACGCUAUAGUUUACGUAACGGUCGUUUUGGUCAUAUAUAUCGUCAUAUUCUUGAUUCUGGUCAUCACGAGCUACAGGAAGAGCGCUGCCCUCAGAAACAGUCUGAACCGACACCUAAGGCAACAAAACGCCAGCAAUUAUGGCGCGACUGUUAUAGUGGACUGCGAUAGCAAAGGACGGGUUCGGUGCGAAACCAUCGAUGACAAUAUACAGGAGGCCACACAACUCUGA
Messenger RNA from Medioppia subpectinata, 385 nucleotides. The record is from the annotation of a GenBank genome assembly. NCBI's taxonomy places the organism in Eukaryota, Metazoa, Arthropoda, Arachnida, Sarcoptiformes, Oppiidae.